Marchantia polymorpha subsp. ruderalis is the source of this 1688-nucleotide messenger RNA. Lineage: Eukaryota; Viridiplantae; Streptophyta; Marchantiopsida; Marchantiales; Marchantiaceae. The record is from the annotation of a GenBank genome assembly.
UCUUAUUAGGACUUUAGUUUCUGAUUUAUCGCAGACAUAUCACCCUCGUGAUUACCAGGUCCAUCAACAGGCUCAUGCUACAGAGACUUGAGUCAGUAUACAUCAGUUCUCUUCACUGAGUUCGUUCAUUGCUCAUUGCGGACUUCACAGCUCUCCAGCCUCCCACGACUCGACAUUGAGUUGUGGUUCCUUUGGGAUUUUUGAGCUUCAGGCAUCAACCUUUUGAGGCCGGGAGAAGCAGUUUCGCCCACCUGAAUUGCGACAGAGACAUGGCAGAUCACUCACCUGCAGCUGGGGGUGUGAUUGGAGAAACUGCAAAAUCUUUGUCAGAUCCGUUCAGAUCGUAUCUCUACGGGGAAUCGGAGGCGCAUACAGCCUGGAGGCAUGGAGGCCCCCCGGUCUACGAUGCGGUUAACGCGGUCUUUGAAAAGGGUCGCACUCAGGAGUGGAAGGAAGGGUCUCUAGAAUAUGUGGUACAGAAUCUCGUCAAGACCUGGGAGAUGGAACUGUCUCACAAAACUAGAGUCGCCGAUUUCAAGACCAUCGAUCCUGAGAAGUUUAGAAUCUCCGUGAAUGGUGGUCCCAAGCUCACAGCCGAGGAAACAUUACAAGUCGGAAGCUACAACGCGUUGAUGGCGUCCAGUCUUCCAGGAGAACACGAAGCUUACAAAGCCUCGGUCGAAACGUUCGAGUCUUCACACGAGAUUUUCAGAUCCGUGUUUCCGGAUGGUUUUGCUUGGGAGGUGCUAGCUGUUUACUCCGGGCCUCCAGUUGUGGCCUUCAAAUGGCGGCACUGGGGUGUUAUGAAAGCUGGCUUCAAAGGCCAUGCUCCGACUAACGAUAUUGCUUCCUCCGUGGGAAUCUGCAUCGCUAAGGUGGACGACAACUUGCGAAUCACGGAGCUGGAGGUUCAUUACGAUCCCACAGCUUUUCUCGCGGAUCUCACCAAAGGGACCAAGUCUCCAGCUUACGGAGAAUACAAGAAAGGCAUCGAGGGUUGUCCUUACCUCAGCUCGCUGAUGUCCUGACUCCCCCGAGACGACUUCAGACGACUUCAGGAACGGACACUUCCCUCACUUUGUAAAUAGAUUUUUUCAUUCGGAUUCUGUUCGAUACUAAAGUAUGGAGAUUAGCACAUAGCGGCCCCAGCCGUCGUCAUCGCUCGUAUGAUUGCAUCGAGAGAAUGUUCCUUUUUGCAGCAGUAUUGGCCUCAGGCGCAGUGGAAUUCGACCUGAAAUUUCUUUCUAUGCGUGAGACCCUGGAGGUCAUGAGCAGCGUGCAUCAUGGCCUUCAGCUGAGAAGGAUUAGAAUUCUCGUUUAGGAUGAGAAUGUUGACCUUUGCAAGCUGGUUCUAGAUAUGGAUGAAAGAAUUUUUCAAGUAGAGCCAGAGGUCACGAGUACAAGGUCUAGCGGUGGUCGAUCACAGCACCUGAGUCCCAGAAUCACAAUAAGACUGCAAUCUGGAAUGACUGGUGUGACUCAAUUCUGAUGACAUAGUGUGACAGCUUCCUGCCAUCAUCACACUGGUUAGCACACUAGAUUCACCGUACGAGUGGGGAUUCGAGCGUACUAUAUCUAAAUGAAAGCACAUGCAGGACAUUUCAUCAUUCUGAGCAUUCUGAUAUGGACAAAAGUUGUACAAAUAGUCCCGCGGUUCAAUAAAGCUUAUGAAGACUUUUCAUAUUCCG